UGGGAUAGAGUGUCUAAAAUCCAGGGCAAUACUAUGAGGAGAGCGGGCUGGUGCCACCGGUUGGACAUUACAUAUGUCGAUGGCCGCAUCGGACGGCAAGUCGUGCUUUCCGGGCGAGAUGUUCUACGCGCUCUCAACACCUGCACCGACAGCAUCGUCAGACUUCUUCGGACGUAAAUGGAUGGGGUAGAGGAGAAGACCGGUAGAGGGCCCGAUCUCAUUUUGGUUGUCGGCGGCUUUGGCUGCAGCAAAUUUCUCCAAUCGGAGCUCUGCCGUAAUUUAGGUCAUAGCAAUGUCGCAUUUACUGGGGAAGACGGGAUGAUUGCAGUCAAGCAUGGCGCAGCGAUAUACGGUGCCCUCAGGAAUUUUGUCGCCAUGAACCAACAUGAAGCGGACCAAUUCAACCUUCCACGGGUUACCAAUGUCCCCCCCACCAUUUAUAUCCGCUCCCGGGUUGCCCGAUAUAGCUACGGCUAUUCCGUUCCUAACGGGGCCUGGAACGCCAUCACCUGGUUCGUCACAAAGGGCCAAGACGUCGACUUCUCGGCCACCUUCACGCUUCCCCGCAACGCAUUCAUUUUCACGAUCCAGAACAGGCCUUGCGCAGUGAUCUACCGCUCGCCUCAGUCUGCACCUUCCAAUGAAGAAGCCCGGCAGGAGUGCCGAAUCAAGUGUGAACGCCCUGAUAUCCUGGGCCAGUUGCAGUCGGUGCCGGUCAGAAUGCGACUGAUGGGCUCUGGGAUGCAGUUCGAGGUCCAUGGCGCAGGAAAUGAGCAGGAAACCACAUUCACUGUGCUGUAUCCGUAUUGAGGCAUCUUCUGGCACCAGCUGUUCUACCAGAGUGCUCACUUGAUGUCUCCUUCGGCGUAGAGACCACCCUGUGCCUAGAGAUCUAUUUGCUUAUACGAGAACCACUUAGCAGAAUGGGCCUAUUUCUCGCAACAAAGAAUGUUCGGUUGGUAUUUGAGAGGAAGUAGUACGGAUAUAGAAGGGCUUAUUACGUUUGUAUGUGCGGGGACACUCUCAGCUGACUAUCGCAAACACUCCCUCAACAUCGUCAAGGCCCGAAGCCUUUGAGCCCCGUUGCGAAGGUUCGUUUUCCAGCCAUGGAUCCUUUG
Messenger RNA from Chaetomium strumarium, 1118 nucleotides. RefSeq lists its product as uncharacterized. The transcript has 5 exons. The record is from RefSeq and is a predicted model, not a curated record. The coding region runs from base 178 to 810 and encodes 210 amino acids. Lineage: Eukaryota; Fungi; Ascomycota; Sordariomycetes; Sordariales; Chaetomiaceae.